Molecule: messenger RNA, 2648 nt
Organism: Phycodurus eques (leafy seadragon)
Lineage: Eukaryota; Metazoa; Chordata; Actinopteri; Syngnathiformes; Syngnathidae
Gene: fastkd5
Product: FAST kinase domain-containing protein 5, mitochondrial
Exons: 2
Coding region: 95-2515 (806 amino acids)
Biological process (GO): mitochondrial RNA processing; regulation of mitochondrial mRNA stability
Cellular component (GO): mitochondrial matrix; ribonucleoprotein granule
Molecular function (GO): RNA binding
Source: RefSeq, a predicted model, not a curated record
UUGCAGCAUGGAACGUUAACCUUCUCCACUCUCACCUUAAUGGCUUCUUCGUCAUCAAUACGUCUGUAUUUUCGUGUUGACGAGUUAAAGAUUCAUGGCUGCCUGUGUGCUGUGUUGCUUGAGGCCGAGGCUACGCUACCUUUCAGGUUUGAGAAAGGGUUUUGCUCAUCAUGUUAUUGGCAAAAUUGACAUUGAGCUGGAUGAGCAGGACAGAAGAGCGGAUGCGCCGGAACAUCUGGAUACCUCUCUCCAUGAAGGCUACAGGCUCCAUUACAGCCCAUCGUCAUAUCAUCACCCUGUGGGAAAAUCUUUCCUCUCCCACAGUCAAAAUGAUGUCGAUGACGAAGAACUGUGUGUAACUCCUCUCGCUCCUUCCUUCUGGCAGCAGAGCAAUCGGUACAGCGUGAGCUCCUCACGUCAUCUUUCCAGCUCCAAAAACACUUUGCUCGACUUAGCCUUCAACAGAGGCCCUGAACCCAAAACACAGGUGCCUGUGCACCAAAGACUACCCGUGUCACCUGAUGUAAAAGUUGAUACUCGUGCCUUUCUCAAGUGCCGGCAUGAUUAUUCAUCUGUAUCCUUUGAUCUCACCCAACGACCUCCCCCCAUUAAAUGGGAACGGGUGGUGCAGUUACUCCAGAAAGUGGCUGUCCUUAAAGGCACCAUGAAACCAUCUGACAUUUGUUGUUUCUUUGCGGAGCUCAGCCAUAUUGACUCUGACAAGGUGUCAUUAGUGAAGACCGACCAACGCUUCAUCAUGCUACUUCGGUACUCUGUGGAGAACCUUGGGCUCUUUUCUCUAUGUGAGCUCCUGGAUGUGCUAAGGUCAUUUGUUUGGCUGGAAAUGCCAAAAAGCCACACGGUCCUUGGCCUGUACGAAGCCGAGCUGAGUCGCCGGGCCGGUGAGAUGACUUUAGAUCAGUUGCUGUUUGUGGCCGACUUAUGGCGCUGCAUUGGGAGGAAGGUGCCUCAGUUCCUAAAGCGUCUUUAUAACUUAGUCAAUUUGUAUCUGGGACAAGUAAGGCUUCCAGAGCUGGUCCAACUGCUGUACAUCAUGGGAGAAGGAAGGCGGUGCCCCAAAGUCCUGAUCCAGCCCAUAGAGCAGCUACUCAUGCGACACUUAGAACAGUUACACCCAGAAGAGAUUGGCGCUGUCUGCUUGGGGCUCUUCAAAUCUCAAACGUCCCUUUCAGAGGCCGCAGUGAAUCGCUUUGUCGAUAAGGCACACUCUGUUGUUGGGGACAUGAGGGACUUUGCCAUGGUAAAUGUACUCAAAUACCUGCGUUUCAGCUACUUGUCUCACAGGGUGUGGAUGGAGGCCAUGACGCACGAGGUGCCACAGCGAGCUCACCGUAUGGGUGUUAAGGGGCUGAUGCAUGUGGCGCUGGCUUGCUCGGCUUUGCAUUACCGGAAUGACCGCAUCCUCAUCGCGAUCGCUGAGAAAAUUCCAUCACUGGUGCCACACUGCCGUAGUAAAGACUCCUGCAAGCUGUUGUGGGCCUUUGGCACCUUAGGGUUCCUCCCUUCUCAGAGCCCAAGCUUCUACCAGAGUCUUACCGAGGCUCUGAGACAGAGGAAGGCUGAAUUCCUACGAUACCCAGAACAUCUGCUCACUGGUCUUCUCGGCCUGGCCUUUGUCUCGCAGUUCCCAGAGGACCUGAUUGGGUUAGCCUUGAGCCCGGACUUUGUCAGCUUAGCGCUCAAGUCAACACAGUUGGAGCUGAAGAAAGACUUGUUCACCUUGGAUGGAGCCGUUGCUCUGGAGUUGCCGCAGUGGACUGGUCCUCGACUGAGCUGCGAACUGAGAGAAGAGGUGAAAGAAAUGUUGUGGAAGUUUCUCCAAUCGGACGUGUGCCAGAAGCUUGAGGUGAAGGAGGCAGAGGCUGCACUGCAAGAAUUGCUGGGAGGAGAAGAAUUUGUCUGUAAACGAAUGAUCCUGCCCCACAUGCGAUCCAUCGACCUUGAAGUGCACCUAGACUAUACCGGUCAGCCUGUACCUGUCAACCCAGAAUUUCAAACAGCGGUUCAGAACAGUUCCUCCAAAAGUGCUUCAAAGCAGCCUUGGGGGAGAAUGAACAUAGGAGUGGGUGUGACUGAUGAUCUCAUAGCACAGCUUACAAAUGCCAAGAACCAUGCCGCUCCAAUGAGCCCACCUCCUGAAGUUCAAACUCCUUCUGUAGUGGAGCCUGAUGAAGGAGAAAUAUUGUUUAAUACCGGGCUAAACCUGACGAGUGCCAUCACCGAAAUGGUCACGUCUCCCAGCAGCCGCAGAUCGGCCCCUCGAGACGCCGAUGCCAUUGUUAAGCUCGCCAUCCAAGUGUCCAGCAGGAACCACUACUGCCACCAGUCACAGCAGCUCCUGGGCCUUCAUGCCAUGAAGAGGAGGCAACUGAGGUUGGCGGGUUACAAGGUUGUAGAGCUUUGCUAUCAUGAGUGGAUUUCCAUGUUGAGGAAAAGCAGGGCUGAGAAGAUGGCUUACCUUCACUGCAAGCUGUACAACAGCCUGGAAGGUUGACUUCACACAGCUGCUGGACUCGAAAUGGAUGCUUUACAAACUUGUAAAGUGUGUUUUCUAAUGAGUAUGUGCUAAGCACAGCAAAAAGAUGCAUUCAAUUUUUUUUUUUUUUUUUUUUUGGGUAAAUCCAUCC